This is a messenger RNA of Medioppia subpectinata, 1110 nucleotides long. Lineage: Eukaryota; Metazoa; Arthropoda; Arachnida; Sarcoptiformes; Oppiidae. The record is from the annotation of a GenBank genome assembly.
AUGGUUGAUAGCAUUAUCACUACUGAAGGCAUCGGUAAACCAUUUCCAGCCAAACUCUACGCAUACAAUCUGUUCGCAAAUAUCUUGGGCUCAGUUGUAUUUAGCGAAAAGUUUGACAUUGAACAACCAGAGUUAAAAAAGUUUAAAUAUAUCACCACCGACUUUCAAACUGACCUAGGCAGCUCGAUGUUUGUAUACGAGUUUAUACCGAUUGCCCGGUAUUUUAUGGCCAACCCUUUGGCUAAAUAUGAACAAUACUUCAACGAAAUGAUGAAUUAUACGCGAAAUAUAUACCAAAAACACAGCAAAACAUAUGACAGCGAGAAUUUGCGUGACUUUUGUGAUAUACUUAUCGCCGCUAAACACGAGGCCAUUGCCGACGACAAACAAUCGGCACAAUAUUUCACCGAUGAUAACCUGUUGGCGACAUUAAGCGACCUGUUUAUAGCUGGUGUGGAGACGUCGCAAAGUACAUUUAUGUGGAUAAUGCUAUUUAUGGCAUACUAUCCGGAUUACCAGGAUAAAUUGCACAAUGAGAUCAGCCAUGAGAUCGGCGAUCGGGUGCCUGUGAUUGAGGACAAGUCUCUGCUUAACUAUACGCUGGCGUUUGUAUCCGAGAUAUUACGGUACAAAAAUCCGGCGCCGAUGGGUGUCCUUCACAAAGCUCUGGUCGACAGUAAAUUGGGUGAACAUCCGGUGCCAGAAGGAACCAGCUUGUUGGUUCAUCAGUCCUGGAUCAUGAUGGAUCCAAAACAUUGGUCUAAUCCGGACAAAUUUCAACCAGAACGCUUUCUCGACGAGCAUGGUCAAUAUUUGCAAACAAAAUUUGCCGCUUAUAUGCCGUUUAGUUGCGGACGCCGUAUAUGUCCGGGAGAGACACUGGCUAUAAAUGAUUUGUUUUUAAUAUUGGUCAAUUUUUUGCAACUCACUAAGGAAUAUCGUAUUGAGUUGCAUAGUGAGCAUGUCCUGAGAGGGAUAGCAAAACCAUUUAACAAAUACAUCAUCAUAUAUGAGCCCAACGCUAUUGUAACGCCCAGACGUAUGUUGUGGGCAAAUAUUAUGCCCAUUAGGCCACUGAUACUAUUGGCGAUACACAUUACUCCCAACUAG